Messenger RNA from Cyprinus carpio (common carp), 1746 nucleotides. Its product is annotated as palmitoyltransferase ZDHHC16A. Gene Ontology annotation, biological process: protein palmitoylation. Lineage: Eukaryota; Metazoa; Chordata; Actinopteri; Cypriniformes; Cyprinidae. Gene Ontology annotation, molecular function: palmitoyltransferase activity. Gene Ontology annotation, cellular component: Golgi apparatus. The record is from RefSeq and is a predicted model, not a curated record.
AGCGUGACAGCUGAGCUCACGUCCCUGAGCGUCAGAUAGGCAGACAUCAGAUGAAAUCAAAGGGAUAGAAACUGCUGAUUUCGAUUGUUUAUCUCCGUCUGUCCUGAAAUAUAUCUAAAAAACAUUCAGCGGUAUCAUGAGUUGAUUUAAUCGCAGUUUUAGGAGAAGAUCUUGGGCAGGGGCUGAACAUGCGUCCCUGCUCUACUGUCAUGCACCUGCUGCUGCGAUGCAUGCGCGGAUGUGGCAGACACAGUCGCAGUCGCAUGCCCAGAAGACUGAGGCAGCCUAUGAGCUACAUCAAACUGAUCUUCAAAUCCCUUUAUUUUAACUCGCUCACUAACUCUGAAGUGGUACUUGACUGCAUCCUUGAACCAGUGUUUUGGAUGGUGGAGGUUAUCACACGAUGGUUUGGAAUGGUUUUUGUGUUUUUGGUAGUAGCUCUUACCAGUUCUGUGGUUUUCAUCGCAUAUGUAUGCCUUCUACCAUUGGUCCUUCAAACGUACUCUCUUGGCUGGAUGAUGUGGCACAUUUGUUAUGGGAAUUGGAUCUUGGUCAUGAUAGUCUUCCAUUACUACAAAGCCACAAACACUCCUCCUGGAUACCCUCCAAAGAUGAAAAACGAGGUCCCGUUUGUGUCUUUCUGUAAAAAGUGUGUCAUUCCUAAACCAGCACGAAGUCAUCACUGUGGCAUCUGUAAAACAUGUAUUCUAAAAAUGGAUCAUCAUUGCCCUUGGCUUAACAACUGUGUUGGCCAUUACAAUCAUCGUUACUUCUUCUCCUUUUGUCUCUUUUUGACUUUGGGCUGCAUGUAUUGCAGCAUCAGCGGUCGCAAUCUGUUUAUCGAUGCAUACAAUGCCAUAGAUCAAUUCAGACACUUGGAAGCGGAGAAACAGGGUGUCCCGGUGACAGGGAUUGGGUUGCUCAUCGGCAUUGUCCCGUCAGAAGGCGUGACUGGGAAGGGAGUACAGGAAAUUUCACAACCUCCAUACACCUACAAAGACAGGAUGUUUCACAAGAGUGUUAUCUACAUGUGGGUCCUUACAAGCACAGUGUCAGUCGCUCUAGGAGCUCUCACACUGUGGCAUGCUGUACUUAUCACCCGUGGAGAAACCAGCAUUGAACGCCAUAUAAACAACAAAGAGGCCAAACGUUUAGCUAAACGUGGAAAGGUCUAUCGUAAUCCUUUUAGUUAUGGCAAACUAAACAACUGGAAGGUGUUCUUUGGUGUAGAAAAGAGAAGUCAUUGGCUGACUCGUGUUCUCCUGCCCUCUGGACACACCCCAUAUGGUGACGGACUGACAUGGGACAUUUACCCUCUUAAAAAAGACAUGCUGCCAGUUUGAGACAUUAAAGACUUGACUGUCUUAGUUGGCGAUGACCAACAUGCUCCUCAGGGUGAGUCUCACCUGCUGUGCCAAGGCUGAAUGCAGAACCAGAACCCUGGGAACACAGGAGUCUGCAGAGCCCAGAUUUAGACAGUGAUCUCACUGGAGAACUUUUUCUCUUUCUGGCCAAAUGAAAGGGCUGCCCUCCAAAAAAUUCCAUGCAUAUUUUGGAUGGUUCUCUCAAUAUUUUAUAAUGAAAUCAUGACAGCUGUCUGUGCGAUCUAUGGAAGAUACUGUACUUAAAGGGAUAGUUCCCCCCGAAAAUUAAAAAACAGUCACCAUUUACUCACCCUCCACGUCAAGUUUCUUUCUUCUGUUGAACACAAAAAAAGAUAUUUUGAAGAAUGUUGGUAACCAAACA